AUGCAGUUCAAAUCACUUGCUUUUCUCCUGCUCUCUGCGACUGCGCUUGCUUCUCCUGAGCCCGCUCAGAAGAGAGAUGAUUUAGAUGAGAUUCCAACUUACAAUCGAACAAGCACAUCUGCCAUCAAUGACAUCACUUCAGCGAUUCCAACGGAUCUUUCGGGCCUGAAGAGCUUGUCUGCAUAUAUUCCACCACCAGGCAUUGCGUCCGUUCUCGCAACAGCUAUCCCCUCUGACGUCCGCGAGAGCAUCCAAGCCAACCCCACUGCUGCUCUUGAAUUCAACAGCGCUCUUUACAGCAGCCUCAAAGCCGGUCAAACUCCAAGCUGGUAUGAGGAUCUUCCAGAUGAUGUGAAGAGCUAUCUCAACAGAAUUGCGCGUAUCACCGGAUCAGACGGCCCUCAGGCCACCGGCGCUGGCGAGCCUGCUCAAACUUCCGACAAUUUUGCUCCCCGAGCCACUGGUGCCAUUGCUGCCAGUGUUGCGGGUGCUGCUGGUCUCCUUGGUCUUGCCUUUGCUUUGUAA
This is a messenger RNA of Coccidioides posadasii C735 delta SOWgp, 525 nucleotides long. The record is from RefSeq and is a predicted model, not a curated record. Lineage: Eukaryota; Fungi; Ascomycota; Eurotiomycetes; Onygenales; Onygenaceae.